UUCCGCACAAAACUCGACCAAUGAACAAAAACAUGAACAAGAAUCACUACAUCUUGAAGACGUACUGCGAUAAAAUCUUUUUGGUCGGCUCCGGAAACUUUUGGUAUCAAAAAACGGAAUCUAGAAAUGACAAAACACUGCUUUACAAAAUUUAUAGCUGCGUUUUGUUUUUUACGUAUGGCUUCAUGACGGUGCUGGAGAUCAUGGCGGCGACGAUGGGCGAUUUCCCGGAUGACGAAAAACGGGACUCCGUGACGUUUGCCUCAAGCCACACCCUUAUUAUGAUUAAAUUUAUUUCCAUAAUAAAAAACAAAGAGCUAUUGAAAACGCUGAAUCGUAAGAUGAUGAUGAUUUGCGAGGCUCACGAGGAACAAACGCUGAUGGACGAGAUGUAUCGGAUUGUGAAAAUAAAUGUUGUCGCUUAUUGUGUCGCGGUUUAUGGUUCAGUCACGUUUUUCGUGUUUGAAGGUUUGAGGAAAUUUUAUGACGGUUCUCACUUCGUCACAAUAGUCACAUAUUACCCAUCUAAGGAUGACGAUACAAUGCUGGCAAGUAUUUUCCGAAUUGCCACCACACUAGUCUUACUGGUGAUGAUGCUGUCUAUGAUUAUAUCAGUUGAUACGUACACAAUGGCGUAUUUAAUAAUGUACAAAUAUAAAUUCAUAACGUUGAGGCACUAUUUCAAAAGAUUAAGGGAGAAUGUAGAUGAGCUUGUAGCGGCUGGGAAGGCGAGAUUGGCUGCUGAGAAAUUGGCUCAAGGACUUGUCGAGGGUAUCAAGAUGCAUAAUGAAUUGUUAAGUUUAUCAAAAGACAUCCACAAAGCUUUCGGGACAGUAAUGGCGUUACAGCUCUGUCAGAGUUCGGGCUCGGCGGUCUCGCUACUACUUCAAAUUGCCCUUUCAGAUCAACUGACAUUUACUAUGGGCAUGAAGAUAUUUUUCUUUUUAGCAGCUAUGUAUUUGUUACUUGCAUUAUUUCUGUGCAAUGCAGGCGAAAUUACCUAUCAGGCAUCGUUGCUAUCAGAUGAGAUAUUCUACUGUGGUUGGCACAAGUGCAAUUCGCCAGUUUUAUCGACUCAAAGGAAUAUCAGAGAUAUCGUCUUGAUUGCAAUCCUGCGAGCCCAAAGCCCACUGGUUAUGAAAGCCUUUAAAAUGGUAGAAUUAACUUACGCCACGUUUAUAUUGGUGGUGAGGAGUACGUAUUCGGUGUUCGCUUUGUUUUACGCGCAGAAUAAGUAGCUCGAUUCAUUUUUGUUAUUAAAGAAUUAUGAGAUGU
This is a messenger RNA of Bombyx mori (domestic silkworm), 1275 nucleotides long. RefSeq lists its product as uncharacterized. Gene Ontology annotation, cellular component: plasma membrane. The transcript has 6 exons. NCBI's taxonomy places the organism in Eukaryota, Metazoa, Arthropoda, Insecta, Lepidoptera, Bombycidae. Gene Ontology annotation, biological process: sensory perception of smell; detection of chemical stimulus involved in sensory perception of smell. Gene Ontology annotation, molecular function: olfactory receptor activity; odorant binding. The coding region runs from base 21 to 1238 and encodes 405 amino acids. The record is from RefSeq and is a predicted model, not a curated record.